Sitodiplosis mosellana (orange wheat blossom midge) is the source of this 946-nucleotide messenger RNA. It is a transcript of the gene RpL18A, whose product is annotated as 60S ribosomal protein L18a. Gene Ontology annotation, biological process: translation. Gene Ontology annotation, molecular function: structural constituent of ribosome. Gene Ontology annotation, cellular component: ribosome; cytosolic large ribosomal subunit. NCBI's taxonomy places the organism in Eukaryota, Metazoa, Arthropoda, Insecta, Diptera, Cecidomyiidae. The record is from RefSeq and is a predicted model, not a curated record. The transcript has 3 exons. The coding region runs from base 143 to 676 and encodes 177 amino acids.
ACCAUUGUGUUGGCUGUACUGCAUCGUACAUCGAUCAAAAUCCAUUCGUACGUUCUUCACAGUGAACGGCUGUAGAAAAGUCAAAGUAAAUUGAGCUCUUUCUUUCUUUCCGUUUCCGUGACAGUGUUGAAACACAGCAAAAAUGAAGGCUAAAGGACAGUUGAAGGAGUACGAGGUUAUCGGCCGUAAAUUGCCAACCGAAAAAGAACCAUCCACUCCGCUGUACAAAAUGAGAAUUUUCGCACCGGAUAACAUUGUAGCCAAAUCACGGUUCUGGUAUUUCUUGCGUCAAUUGAACAAAUUCAAGAAAACCACCGGUGAAAUUGUUUCAUUGAAACAAGUCUACGAAACCUCACCAACCAAAAUCAAGAAUUUCGGCAUCUGGUUGCGUUAUGAUUCGCGUUCAGGUACACACAACAUGUACCGUGAAUACCGUGAUUUAACCGUUGGUGGUGCAGUUACACAGUGCUACCGUGAUAUGGGCGCUCGUCAUCGUGCUCGUGCUCAUUCCAUUCAAAUCAUCAAAGUGGAACCAAUCGCCGCCGCCAAAUGCAGACGUGUUGGUGUUAAACAAUUCCACGAUUCAAAGAUCCGAUUCCCACUUGUGCAACGAGUACACCACCGAGGAUCGCGUGCAUUGUUCUCAUACCGUAAACCACAAACCUACUUCUUGUAGACAUCGUAAUAAUUUUGCUGUUUGUUAUCUCAUCAUGGUCGCGAUGUCAACGUGCGUAUCAUCCAUAAUGGCAACACACAGACAAAUUUUUUUUUUCUAUUUGUUUUCGCAUAACAUUUUUCUUACAAUGAAGGAAAACAACAAAAAAAAACUAUACACAUACACGCGCAUACAACACCCCAACAAUCAAUCUAAAGUUGCUGGAAAAAAUGAUGAUGAAAACAAUGAAAACAAAAUAAAUUUAUGAAAAAAAAAACCGAAAAAAAACUC